AUGGAUAAGGAAUGGAUGCAUCUGCCUUCAAGGCUUGUACCCGAGUAUGAAGAAGGGGUAAAAAAAUUUAUUGCACAAGCUAGGAACUAUGCAAAAACACGUGAAGUAAUUUUAUGUCCUUGCAAGCGUUGUAAAAAUAAAAAGUAUAUGAAAUUUGACCAAGUGUAUGACCACUUAAUUAUUAAGGGGUUUGAUCCUACUUACACUACUUGGGUCUUCCAUGGGGAAACUUAUAACUCACAAUCUCAAGAUGAAGGUAGUUCAAAAGGAGUUCAAAAAGAGGAUGAAUGUAGAGAGGCAUAUCACUUAUAUAAGGAUGUUUUGGUGCCAGAAGAAAUGGUUGGACACACUAUGUCUGGGGAAAAAGAUUAUGAGUUUGAUGAUUUAUUAAAAGAUGCAGAAACACCUCUCUUUCCUGGUUGUACAGCUUAUACAAAGUUGUCGGCAGUCGUCACACUAUAUAAUUACAAGUCUACUAAUGGUCACACCGACAAUAGUUUCAAUGAGCUCCUUAAGAUCUUAGGUGACAUGCUUCCAGAAAACAAUACACUUCCAGAAACUUGUGGUUCCUCAAGAUGGAAGAUAGACAAAGUCACCACCAAAGUUUCUAAAGGAGUUCCUGAGAAGGUCCUACGAUAUUUUCCAGUGAUACCAAGAUUCAAAAGGAUGUUUAAAUCAAAAGAAAAGGCUGAAGAGUUGAUUUGGCACUCGAACCACAAAAGUCAAGAUCAUAUGAUGCGUCAUCCAGUUGAUUCAGUGGCUUGGCAUACAAUAGAUCAUAAGUGGCCAGAUUUUGCAUCAGAUCCUAGAAAUCUCCGCCUUGGUCUUGCGACAGAUGGAUUCAAUCCUUUUGGUGACCUUAGUUCCAGAUAUAGUUGUUGGCCAGUUAUUUUGGUCAAUUAUAACCUUCCUCCAUUGAUGUGCAUGACAAAGGAAAAUCUUAUGCUGACAUUACUGAUUCCAGGUCCAAAGCAACCGGGAAAUGAUAUAGAUGUAUACUUGGAACCCCUUGUGGAGGAUUUAAAGGAGUUGUGGGACACAGGUGUGGAGGCAUAUGAUGCAUUUAGCAAGUCAAUAUUCAACCUGAAGGUUAUUUUGAUGUGGACAAUCAAUGAUUUUCCAGUUUACGGAAAUCUAGCUGGAUGUGCCACAAAAGGAAAAUUUGGUUGCCCAAUAUGUGGUGAAGACACAUGUUCUAUGUGGCUUAAAUAUAGUAGAAAGUUUGCAUACUUAGGCCACAGGAGAUUUCUUUCUCCUAAUCAUCCAUUUCGUCAGAAAAAAAAGUGGUUUAAUGGGGAAAAGGAGAGUAAAGGGAAACCUAGACUUUUGAAUGGGUUAGAAAUUAUCAAUGUAUUGAAAGAUAUUGAAAAUGACUGGGGUAAAAAGAAAAAGGGUGAGACUGUCAACACUUUGAGGAAAAAGAGGAAGAAACAUGAGAGUUCAAAAGUGGUACAAAAACCAGUUCAAAGGUGGAAGAAAAAGUCAAUUUUUUUCAAUCUACCAUAUUGGAGUGGCCUCUUACUACGUCAUAACUUAGAUGUGAUGCAUGUUGAAAAGAAUGUUUGCGAGAAUAUCAUAGGCACAUUGUUAAACUUGAAGACAAAAUCCAAAGAUGGUGUGAAUGCUCGCAAAGAUUUGGUACACUUAAAAAUUAGACAAGAAUUACAUCCUCAAGAAAAAGGAGAAAAUAAAUAUCAUUUGCCCGCUGCACCAUACACAUUAUCUAGAAAAGAAAUGGAUGUGUUUUGCUCUAGGUUGAAGAAAAUAAAGUUACCCGAUGGAUAUAGUUCAAAUAUUGAUAACUGUGUUUUUGUAGAAGAUCAUAAUAUUAUUGGGCUGAAAUCUCAUGAUUGUCAUAUUCUAAUGCAACAAUUGCUAUCAGUAGCAUUGAGAAAUCUUCUACCGAAAGGUCCACGUAAUGCUAUAUUUAUGUUGGGUGCAUUUUACAAUGAAUUAUGUCAAAGAGUAUUAGACCGGAACCGUUUAGAACAACUCGAGGAGAAUAUUGCUGAAAUUCUAUGCAUGUUGGAAAGAUUUAUGAAAACACUAAAAGGGUAUGUGAAGAACCGGGCAAGACCAGAAGGAUGCAUAGCUGAGUGUUACCGCGCAGAAGAACGAAUGAUAUUUUGUAGUGCUUAUAUAAAAAAGGCUUAUAGUAUUGGUGUUCGUUCUAAUAGGAAUGAUGAUUUGGAAGAUGGAUUAUUAGAAGGUCGCCCAAUUUCUAAAGGGAAAGAAAAGAUUUUAGAGGACCACGUGUUGCAAGCUGCACAUCGAUAUAUAUUAUUCAAUAGUGCAGAAGUUGAACCUUACUUACAGAUGCACAUUGACGAGCUUAAACAAACAAAUCAUCGUUUCUCAAGUAAUGAAACAUUGUUACAAAAGAAACAUAUGGAAACAUUUGCCGAAUGGUUAUCAAAACAGGUUUCUGUUAACUCUUCAGGUCGAAUUCAAUGGCUAGCACAUGGUCCUAGAAAGCACGUUACAUCUUAUACAGGAUAUAUUGUAAAUGGAUAUCGGUUCCACACAAUUGAUGUUAGAAGGUCGACACAAGAUAGUGGUGUUUCAAUUGAAGUCGAUACUAUUUAUCAAUCUAAUACUAAUGACAAUUCACAUACAGUAGGAAGAUUAUCAUACUAUGGAGUUAUUCGAGAUAUUAUUUUGCUAGAUUACUAUUCUUUUAAAGUGCCUGUUUUUAGAUGUGAUUGGGCCAAUCCUGGAACUGGUAUCAAAAUUGAAGAUGGUUUUACACUGGUCAACUUACAUCAAGGACUAAAAACUUUUGAAACGCCGCCUCGAGGUAUUCAUAACAUGAACGUGCUUGAAGAAGAUGCUUAUACGUCAUCAACACCUCUUGAUGUAUCCCAACUUGAGAUUAACAUUACUGAGAAAGAACCGUACUCAAGGAAUGAGUGUGAGGGAAUUGAUGUGAUUGAGACAUGA
This is a messenger RNA of Zingiber officinale, 2940 nucleotides long. RefSeq lists its product as uncharacterized. The transcript has 6 exons. Lineage: Eukaryota; Viridiplantae; Streptophyta; Magnoliopsida; Zingiberales; Zingiberaceae. The coding region runs from base 1 to 2940 and encodes 979 amino acids. The record is from RefSeq and is a predicted model, not a curated record.